Molecule: messenger RNA, 1306 nt
Organism: Panicum hallii
Lineage: Eukaryota; Viridiplantae; Streptophyta; Magnoliopsida; Poales; Poaceae
Product: serine/arginine-rich splicing factor SR45a
Exons: 7
Coding region: 139-1104 (321 amino acids)
Biological process (GO): positive regulation of mRNA splicing, via spliceosome
Cellular component (GO): spliceosomal complex
Molecular function (GO): RNA binding
Source: RefSeq, a predicted model, not a curated record
UAAUCAAACGCGCACAAGGGCCGACGGGAAGAAUGCCCAAGGCGGUGCCAUAACCGACGCAAGAGUCGACUCGAGACGCAAGAGAAGAGAGGGGCGCGAGAAGGCUUCGCCGGGGCAGGAUCGUUGAGGCCACGAAAGAUGUCUUACUCAAGGGGAUCAAGGUAUGAAUCUCGCUCACCUUACAGGAGAAGCAGCUAUUCAAGGUACAGAAGUCGCUCUAGGAGUGUGGACUCAAGUGAUGCUGAAAACCCUGGGAACAACCUGUAUGUGACUGGUCUGUCAGCUCGUGUAACUGAUCGAGAUCUGGAGAAGCACUUCUCUACUGAGGGAGAGGUGAUUGAUGCGAGCGUUGUGCAUGAUCCUUGGACAAGGGAAUCACGAGGGUUUGGUUUUGUUACCAUGGCUACUGUUAAGGAGGCAGAUCGUUGCAUCAAAUAUCUGGACCGUUCUGUUUUGGAAGGUCGUGUCAUAACUGUUGAAAAGGCAAAAAGAAGACGAGGUAGAACGCCAACACCUGGGAAGUAUCUUGGUACGAAAUCAUCACGUGGACGGAGGUAUUCCCCAAGCUACUCACCUGUUCGGAGGGACCGUUACAGUUCACGAUAUUCACCUGAUCGUGAACGGUCUUAUUCUCCUUAUAGUAGACGCCGAUCGUACUCCCCCUAUGGCAGGCGAAGAUCACGCUCCCCCUACGACAGACGGAGAUCAUACUCACCCUAUGAUCGACGCUGGUCAUACUCGCCAUACUACAGCAGCCGGUACCGUUCAAGGUCUCCAUAUCGCUACAGGAGACGUAGGUCACCUUCCUAUGACCGAUCCACUUCACCCUACAGGCGCCGAUAUAGAUCUGUCUCCAGGUCAUCCAGUGCUUCUCCAAGGGGCAGAGGCCGGAGCUAUUCCCGCAGUUUAUCGCCAGAGAGAAGCUACUCACGAAGCUGCUCCCCAGUGUCAGAAAGAUCGGCGAGCUACUCUCCAAAGAAAGGGCGUAGUAGAAAGGAACACUCACGCAGCAGAUCUUCUGGCAAGAGGCGUCGUUCAAGGGAAAGCUAUUCUCAUAGCCGCAGCUCGUACUCUAGGUCUGUCUCUAGAGAGCGCUCAGCUUGAGCUGCAGGCCUGUGUCCUAGUCUCCUUGGUAAGAAUAAGAUGCGCCCUGUAUCCAUGGAAAUUGAUGUAUGUUAAACGUCUUUAUGUGGGUACUCUAAAGUCUGAACUUUCAGUAGCGUGGGAUGUGUGUAUUUUACUGUAUUAUGUUUACUUUGUAUGAGGUCCUGCUACAUUUCAGAUGUGUUAUUGAUUUUGUUGGUCU